Molecule: messenger RNA, 492 nt
Organism: Caenorhabditis remanei
Lineage: Eukaryota; Metazoa; Nematoda; Chromadorea; Rhabditida; Rhabditidae
Exons: 1
Coding region: 1-492 (163 amino acids)
Source: RefSeq, a predicted model, not a curated record
AUGUUGUUUGAUCUACAACUGGAAUUCAAGAAGCUCAGUAUUUCCCUCAAAAGAUCAAUGGAAGAAAACUUGUUGUGGAACCAGAUAUCCAGUAAUUUGUUACUGGUUAAGUAUCUUAGCGUCCUAUCUACUCCUGAUACUGCUUUCAUCCCAGUUUUCCCUUCAUGGCCACAAAACAUUUGGAUCAUGAAUUCCGUUUGGUUCACUCUGGAAUCUCUUUUGAUGUGCACUUGCACUAGAAUUACACUCUGGAAUUCUCUGCUGGGAAACAAGGAUUUGGAUGAGGUACUUAGGAAUUGGAAGGCUGGAGGAUUCCCGAAUCUUGAAUAUCUAUACGUCGGGAGUCACAAUAUUACGAAUAAUAGUACGACGAUUUUGGGAAUGAAUCCAAUGGAAUUGGACGGAAUGACUAUCCAAACUGAUGAUGGAUCAAAGAAGGCAACUAUUUACACUGGUUACGGUAGCGUUGUAAUGUCUGUGACUCCAUUAUAA